Caenorhabditis remanei is the source of this 1236-nucleotide messenger RNA. RefSeq lists its product as uncharacterized. Gene Ontology annotation, biological process: chloride transmembrane transport. The coding region runs from base 1 to 1236 and encodes 411 amino acids. Gene Ontology annotation, molecular function: chloride channel activity; protein dimerization activity. NCBI's taxonomy places the organism in Eukaryota, Metazoa, Nematoda, Chromadorea, Rhabditida, Rhabditidae. The record is from RefSeq and is a predicted model, not a curated record. The transcript has 7 exons. Gene Ontology annotation, cellular component: plasma membrane.
AUGCUCGCAGCCACUACCGAAGUGGACUAUCCGUACUUUCCAUUCCGAAUAUCGAUUGAUUUUGUGCUAGUUCACAAUGCCUCGGAAUCACAUUCCAAAGGAAAAUAUCGAGAGUUUUUCGAGAAGGCUGUGCAGAAGGAGGGUCUGAUCAUCCGUCAUCAGAUGUCUGGGCAGACUCAUUUCACGUUGAUUUCCACUCCGUUUCACCGGUUGUCAAGGGAAGCCGAGUCGUCCCAAAUGUGUUUUCCGUUGAAAGAUUGUCAAGUGAAACCUGGAAUGCCGUCCUGCUGUAUUCCACUCUCCAAAAUAUUCGUGACCGAUGACACAGUCCGUUUCAUAAAUGCACCAUUCCAACGGAAGCAUGGUGCUCUUUUUGUUAACUAUCAUGAUGAAAAAUCAUUCUUUACACCUGCCCAAAGAGGAUACUUAACCUAUCAGAUCCUUACAAAGAUCGAUAUAAGUAAAGAUUUGAAGCACGAGAGACUCGGAGAUUCACAAGAUCUCCCUGAGCAGUCAACGACUUCUAUCACUUCAGAUGAGCAGUUGAGGAGGAAGGGAUUGACGUGGCUUCUGAUGAGAGAUGUUUAUGAGGAAGCGUUUGUGCUCCAUGCACCGAGCAAGGAAGAACCAUAUUUCAAAGCGAUGCAGAAUGGGAGUGUCAAGACUUAUAAUGAGGUUAUUUCGGAAAUUGAGUUGGAUCCGAGGAAAAGUUUGAGCAAUGCUUGGGAACGCUGGUACAAAUUCCAACCUCUCAACAAGAUCCGUGACUACUUUGGUGAACAAAUCGCUUACUACUUCGCGUGGCAAGGCACAUUCCUAACACUUCUCUGGCCAGCUGUCAUAUUUGGAUUCAUUGUUUUUAUUUAUGGGUUUGUUGAUAGUAUAAGCAGCUCCCCUCUUGACUGGAACCACUGUAAAGUAGUGAAAUUCAACGGGGAGACUGAAAAUGUGGCAUGUGGAAUGAGGAAUGGACUAACUCUGUUCUUCUCCAUGCUAACCCAAUGGUUUAUGAGCUCAUUCGACACAAAAAUGAAUGCAUUUUUCGCAGUUUUUAUGUCAAUUUGGGGAAGUGUGUUUGUCCAAAUCUGGAAACGCAACAACUCUGUGUUGUCUUAUCAAUGGAAUUCAGAUGAUUUCCAUGCAAUCGAGCCGGAUCGUCCAGAAUUUAGAGGAUCGAAAAUGAAGGAGGUUAGUGGAUACCGUAAAACCUCUAAUAGAGGAAUAGAGUCUAUUUAA